This is a messenger RNA of Tricharina praecox, 3930 nucleotides long. RefSeq lists its product as uncharacterized. The coding region runs from base 1 to 3930 and encodes 1309 amino acids. The record is from RefSeq and is a predicted model, not a curated record. Gene Ontology annotation, biological process: cytoskeleton organization. The transcript has 6 exons. Gene Ontology annotation, cellular component: cytosol. NCBI's taxonomy places the organism in Eukaryota, Fungi, Ascomycota, Pezizomycetes, Pezizales, Pyronemataceae.
AUGUCGUACUUCUCGAACAUCCUCACCGCGACCAAAACCCGCUACGCCUCUCUCCGGCAAGGCGACGAAGCCGACGGCGACACGGAGGACGACUCGCACAUUUCCCGCGUGCUCCGCAACUACUACCAAGAGCAGCAGCGCGCAUAUCCUGACUGGCUCGGCCCCCCUCCCAACCAACGCUCGCAAUCCCCCGUCACCUCCCUCCGCAACACGUACGGCCGACGUCCCGCAGCUCCCAACGCCGCGCCACAGCACUCCGCCGGCACAAGUCUGAGCGACAUCUUCGAUGCGCCGGUCGAGCAGCGGCCCCAGAUCGGGCGGAAUGCGAGUUCGGGCUCUGCCGCGUCGCGUGCCCAGCAGCAGCAGCAGCAGCAGCACCAAAUGUUUCCCGACGACCAGCACCACCCCCACCACCCGCAGAUGGGCGGCGGCUCCCAGAGCGGGAAUCUUACCGCCCAGCAGAGGAUCAAGGAGCGGCUGUGGGGAAGCCGCGGCGCUGCUAGUCCUAGUCCGCCGCCGCAACUGCAGCAUCAGCCGCCUCCGCCGCCGCAGCAGAGGCAAGGCGGCAGGGUCGAGAUGCCGAUGCCAACGGGUGGGCAGCCGUAUGUCGCCGCCGGAAUGCCGUGGGAUGAUGGAUAUGGCGGAGGCUUUGAGGCGCCGGCCCCGCAGGCGUAUGGUGGUGGGGGAGCGGCCGGGGCCACGGUCGGAGGCGAUCCAGGACCCGCCGCGCCCGCAUCCGCAGCCGCACUCGCAGUACCGGCCAUCCAGGGCCGACGGCGAAGGUCGUCGUCAGUGCGCCUCACUGAGAACCCGCUGUUCCUGCCACAUCCCGACCGCAGCAAGCCUAUGGCGCAGGACUCGAGGAACGUCGAUAAUCACGCUCAAGCUCAAGCUGCGCCGCCGCCGCCCCCGCCGUCGGUGCUGCCGCCCACGCCCACGCCGAAUACACAGCCGGUACAGCUGCUGCUGCAGCACCAGCAACAGCUGCAGCACAAUCAGCUGCAGCAGCACCAGCAGCUGCAGCACAACCAGCAGCAGCAGCAGAACCAGCAACAGCAGCAGCAGAACCAGGGCGCUAGGAUCGAUGUCAGCAGGAUCAGGCAGGAGUCGCCGUCGCUACAGCAACAACAGCAACAGCAAUUGCAGCAGCAGCAGGGUGGCGGGGCUGGUGCGGGUGCUGGUUCUGGAGGGCAGCAGAAUGGCGGUGGUGAGGGAGCGCAGCAGGGCCCUGGCGGCGGCGGUGUUGCCCAGGACAGCUUGAGUAUGAUGCAGCUCAAGAAGCUGGUGGGCGAGGGGGGCAGAUACGUGCAACCAGAGUAUGCGUUUCAAUAUACUGCGACCGAUACCCUGACCACCGAGCUGAGCGAGUGGUUCUCGUACUCGACCGCGGACCUGUCGCUGCUGAUCGUCGGCGCGAAGCAAUCGUUCCAGUCUACGUACACGAAGAUGUCGCUACCGCCGCACCAGACCGCGCCGCCGCCGCCCGGCAAGCAAUCACGGUGGAUGACGAGCAAGGACGUCAAGCGGCGACGGUACAUAGCUCGGUGCGCGGACCUACUCGACCAGGCCAGCCAGGAGGAGCGGGUCAAGGGGCUGGAGGGCUUGAGUUUUGUUGCGCAGGGCGUCUACGGCGAGGUGCAUGAUCAGGAGGAGCAGAUGGCGUGGAUCAAGCGCAACAACAAACUGCUGCGGAAGGUCGGCGUCACCGAGAGCGUCUUUGGUUGUCUCCGGAAAUCGCUGGGUCGCGAGUGGGAGUUUGCGCAGCAGGCGUCGGCGACGGCGAAUGGCCUCCCGAACGGUGUCGAUGCCGACGAGUUGCUCAGUCAGAAAGCGUGGAACCGAAGGGAACUUAAGCAGGCUCUUACAGUGCUCUACUUUCUGAUUGAGGUCACGAGGAUGGUUAGCGAGGAGGAGACGGAGGAGAAGGAUAUUGGCCUCGACGAGGAGCUGGAGUCGUUCAGAGAUGAGAUCUCGCAGCUGCCGGGAGAGGGCGGGUUGCUCGGAUAUCUCAUCACGAAUAUCGCGCGGGUUAGAUGGGAGGACAAUGUCGACAUUCCAUUGACGCAUCUUUUGAUCCUGACUUGGAAGACGGCGUUGCUACUGUUCGGAUCACCGGAUAAGCAUCUUGCCAAGGUCAAGGAGUUCUCCAGGGUUUCUGAAGGACUGUCUUCGGAGGUUGACAAGAAUAUAAUCACUGCCAACCCACUCGAUUACUUCCUCUUCCGACAAGAACUGAUCGCCAAGUAUCCUGCAUACAACCCGCCAAAAUCGCUAUUCGCCUUUGAGAGUAAUUCCUACCUGCCCUCGCUUGCAAUGCAAGAAAGCUCCCUGCGACCGGGCGGAAACACGGAUGUCCUCCUAGGCGGAAAGGGUGGCGGCGAGAACCUCGCCAGCAUCCUGGACAAGGCCGUGCACAUCGCCACACCAAUACCAUCUCCGCCGCCGAGUCCCCUCGCUCUCGGAAAGGGACAGAAGAAGCAGAACUACCAAACUAACCAGAGUUUUCCGUUCAUGUAUCCUCCAGCGGACGAGGACGAUGCCGGCGGUGUGCCCAGCAGCAUCAAGGAGGCUGGAGACUUGUUUUCGGGCAGAACACGGACUAGUCUGGCGAUGCGCCAGCUGUGGAAGGAGAGGGAGGCGUUCGAGAAGUAUGGACGCGGCUGGCAGGUCGAUGAUCAGCUGGAUUUGAAGAAGCAGAAUUGGGAGCUGGCAGAUCGCAUUCCGAGAUGGGAGGAGAAGAGGCUGGCGGCUGUGGAUGAUGUCUAUGUAAUAUUGCAAAGCAUCACCGCGCCACCUACAGCGCCACCACCACCGCCACCACCACCACAGAACACAUUCGUGGAAGAAGAUGGCAGAGGCGAUGUCAAUUUUACGCCAUCACUAUCAUUGCGCACCAUCUUCGGCAAGCGAAAGGACGGCAGUAUUAAUGGAGGAAAGACACUCACACCAAUCGGCGAAGAUCCACCCGAUCCAGCUGAAUGGGAGAGGCAGCGGGAAAGAGAGCAGGCGGAGCGUGAGGCGGCCGAGAGGAAGCAGUGGGAGGAACUAGAUACCAUCCGUAUGCGAGAAAUCACCUCGAAGGCGGUGACGGCACUCUUCCUGGUCCUGCUGAAAUGGUUCCGAGUUUCUCACGUCUUGAAGUUCGAGUACUUUACGCAGCUUCUCUGGGACUCCAACUACAUCCCGCUUGUCCUGAAGCUGCUCAACCAGCAAGACGUGGUCGCUUCGCUUACCGCCAAAACCGACCGCCCAGAACGCGCCUACUUCCGGAUCUGCAACCUCCACUCCCUCUCCCCGCAACCUCUCACCUCGUCCCCGACCGAAUCCUACAGCCCGGACGACGCCUGCCCUCCGCCAAUACGCUUCUCUCGGCCUGAGCCGCAGCCUCCAGCCGCCGCCACGUCCCCACCACCACCCACCGAACCCCCCCUCCCCAUAACCGACUUCAGCUGGCGCAACUUCUUCACGAGCAUCAACAUCAUGCGAGUUUUGCAAAAGGUCGUCAAGGGCAAAUCGCACCGCAACCUCGCUCUCGUACAAUUCCGCUCAUCAGUGAUCCUGCGCAAGCCGCUGAAAUGCCAGCAGCGGGACCUGCGCCUCUACACGCUCAAGGUGUUCAAGGGCCAGGUGCCCUACUGCGGCCGCAAGUGGCGACAAAGCAACAUGCGCGUCAUCACUAGUAUCUACCUCCACUGCCGCCCGGAGCUGCGCGACGACUGGCUCGCCGGCGGAGAUGUCGACGCGGACGUUGAGGAGGCUGGCCCACAGGAGGAGGCAUUGCGCGCGCUUACGCUGUUCUAUAAUAUUCGCCAUUACCCGCGCAGCAUGGGCGCGGAUGUGGGGCUGCUCGAGGAUGAGAGGGAUUUUUUUAGGAGGGAGUUAGCGCGCAUGGAGGAGGCGGAGGAGGGCGAGGAGAAGUGGGGGGGGUGA